AUGGGUGUAGUACAUUCAGCGUUAUUAUUUUAUUGCAAGGCAAGAUGGUUAUCACGAGGGAAAUUUUUGCAACGUGUUUAUGAAUUAAGAGUAGAAAUCGCCAUUUUCCUAGAAGAGGAAAAAAGACCGGAAGCUGAGAGUUUUCGUGAUAGUUUAUUUGUGAUGAAAUUGAGCUACAUGGUCGACAUAUUCGAGAAAUUAAAUAACUUGAAUCUUCAACUGCAAGGAGCAAAUACACAUAUAUUGGAUACGAGUGAUAAAGUUAAUGCUUUUUGUAGGAAAUUGGAAUUGUGGAGCAGAAAUUUAAAGCAAGAAAACUUAACAAUGUUUGCAAAUUGGAAUGGUUGUAUGAAAACUUACAAGGCUGAAGAACAACAUGUAAAAGUUCUUUUUGUUACCAUUGAAAAUCAUUUAGCAAUGCUAGCAAAUAAUUUUAAAAAGUACUUUCUUGCUGACGACAAACUGAUAUCAAGCUAUAAGUGGGUGAGGGAUCCAUUUCAAAAUACUCCCGAAGGACACUCAAUUGAAGAGGAAGAAACCUUCAUAGACUUCACGGCAAGCGGGGAAACCAAAAGACAAUUUAGUAAUAAAUCACUCUUUGAAUUUUGGGCAGGAGUGGGUGAUGAGUUUUCUGCCCUAAAAACAAGGGCAGUUCGCAUUCGACUACCAUUUUCAACAUCUUACCUUUGUGAAACUGGAUUUUCUGCUGUGGCUUCUUUGAAGACAAAAUAUAGAUCUCAGCUAAAUGUAGAAAAAGAACUGAGCGUGUCUAUUUCUAAUAUUAAACCCUCCUUUGAAAAACUUUGCUCUGCAAGACAGGCCCAAGGAAGUCACUAA
Molecule: messenger RNA, 837 nt
Organism: Stegodyphus dumicola
Lineage: Eukaryota; Metazoa; Arthropoda; Arachnida; Araneae; Eresidae
Product: zinc finger BED domain-containing protein 5-like
Source: RefSeq, a predicted model, not a curated record